AUGCUUCGGCCAGAUCUGCUGGAGGCAGGAGAGGCGAACGCACUGGUGGGCGUGAUUCUAUGGCUGGCGAAAACCAUCCUCGAAACUCGUCUACCCACCGGCGAGCUCGACGCGUGGCUUCAACGAGUUGGCCUCGCUGGUGCCAUCGGUGCACUCAAGUAUGAGGUCGAGAGGAUGAAGACGGUCGUCAACGGUGUCGGGGGCAGGGCGGUCGGGAACAAGCCGCUUGCCCGCUCCCUCGCUCGUGUCAAGGAGUUCAUGUAUGACGCUGACGACGUCGUGGAUGAGCUCGAUUAUUAUAGGCUCCAGCACCAGGUCGAAAGAGCCAUGAUUGCUCCUGCUAUUGAUCGGGACGGCAUGAUUGGAGAUCGAGCAGAGCAAGUAGAUGCAUCGGCCAAUACUUUUGGUAUGCUUGCUCCUGCUACUGAACCGGAAGGCAUGGUUGGACUUGGAGAUGGAGACAGGGAUAGAGAAGAACAUGCAGAUGCAUCGGCCAACAAUACUGGUACACUGAAUAAUAGCGGCCGCAAAAAUCAAUCCGAGGUGCGGGACUAUUUUCAGAUUAUACCAUCUGUUAACGGAGAGCCUGCAAAAGCGAAGUGCAAUUGCUGCGCCAGAGAGCUUACAUGGGGUCACGGGACAUCAGCUUUGCACAAGCAUCUCAAAAGUUGCAACAAAAAACGUUCAGCAAUUGAAGAGACGCCGAACCGUCCAAGUGUCGGCGACAGUGUACAAAAUGGUGCCACAAUUUCGACCUAUGAUUCAGAGGGCAGAAAAAGAAUGAGAAUUGAGUACAAUGUAGCUGCAACCACGCACUUUUUGAAAAGGAUCCAGGAAAUAGUUCUUGAGUUAAGAAGCAUCCGACACGAUGUGAUUGAGUAUCUCAAGGACUCUAUUGCAAGGCCUGAUCAGUAUCAGAUUAACAACUCAGAUACACGAGUAAGAACAUCAAGCUCUCUUCCUGGAAAGGUAUAUGGAAGGGGUGAGGAGAAAGCCAAAAUCAUAAGGGCGAUCGAAGCUGCUACGUCGGACAACAUUACUGUGCUACCUAUUGUAGGCAUUCUAGGAGUUGGGAAGACAGCUUUAGCUAAGCUUGUAUACAAGGAUCCACGUGUUGAAAGAAAAUUUGAGCAGAUAUGGGUUUGGGUGUCCAACAUCUUUGAUGAAUUUCUACUUGUUCUAGAUGAUGUUUGCGACUGCAUGGUGAAUUCCCUAUGGAAAGAUCUAUUGGAUGCUUUGGGAUCAAGUUGCACAAAGGGUAAUGUGAUUAUUGUGACAACUAGGAAUUUGUCCAUUGCAAAAAGGCUAGGUACAAUCAAACCAGUUGAAUUAAGAGCUCUAGGAAAUAAUGCUUUUUUGCAAUUGUUUAGAGCUUGUGCAUUUGGUGAUAACAAUUAUAAAGAGCAUCUAGACACCAGCCUACAAAUAUGUGCGAAGUUAAAGGGAAACCCAUUAGCAGCGAAAAGUGCAGUGGAAAUGUUAAGAGAGCGGCCUACUCUUGACCAUUGGAAAAACAUCAUUAAGAAUGGUAUAUGGGAAUCUCUGCAACUCCGUGGAGGCAUCGUGACUGCUUUGAAGAUUAGUUAUUAUCAGUUGCCAUACAGUUUACAACAAUGUCUCUUGUUUUGUUCUAUAUUUCCGAAUGGCUAUUUGUUCCAUAUUGACAAUUUGGUUCACAUGUGGAUAUCGUCGGGAUUUGUGAAAUCUGUUGAGGCAGGACAAGAUUACCUCAAUGCUCUGGUUAACUCAUGUUUCCUUGAGCAGGUUAUUAUAACAGACUUCAUUAUACUUGGCCAUAAAAAAAGCUAUGUUAUGUGUGGAGUGAUGCAUGAAUUUGCAAGACUGGUUUCAAGGGCUGAGUUUGCAACUAUGGAUGGUUUAGAGUGCAAAGAAGUUCUACCAACCGUACGCCAUUUUUCAAUCCUAAUUGAUUCUGUGUACCAUGAAGAUGAAUGUGGGAUCAUACUUCAUAAUGGGAAGUUCGAAGAAAAAUUGAAGAAUAUAAUUUCUUUAGUGAGAGGAUUGAGGACAUUGAUCUUAAUUGGGGAUUAUGACUCUUUAUUCUUCCAGUCCUUCCAAACUUUCAUCUGUAGUUUGGAAAAUUGUGCCCAUCUUCGCUUCCUAAAACUUGAGAACAAAUGGAGCAAUGAAGCUUUGCCUAUAUCUCUGAGCAAUUUUUACCAUCUUGAAGUAUUACAUGUUGGACAACCACUUAAUGUUGAUGGUAUUUGUGAUCUUGUCAGCAUGAGGAAUCUUAUUCUAACAAAGGGAGCCUUCGGUGCUUGCUCCCCAGCAUGGUCUGCUUGUUUGCAGAAGAUUCAUCUAGAGGAUUGUAAAGGAUGGGAAAUACUACCAUCUCUAGAAAGUCUAUCAUCUCUUACGAAGUUGAAGUUAAGGAAUAUGCCAGAAGUAACGGAGUUGUCAAUUCCUUCACUUGAGGAACUGGUGUUGAUUGAUAUGCCAAAGUUAGAUAGAUGUUCCUCCAGUUCAGUGAGGGACUUGAAUUGUAGUUUGAGGGUACUGGAGAUCAGGAGAUGUUGGGUACUGAAGGCCUUUAUCCUCUUUGAGAGCUGUGAAAAUUUUGAAAUCGAGCAGCACUCAUGGUUGCUGCAUGGAAAUCCCUAUGGCGCAUCGACAAGGCCAAACAAACUCCAGCGGAUUCCAUCUAACCUCAUACCCUCUCUCAAGAAGUUGUCCAUUACAGGUUGCAAGCUAAAGUUUCUGGGGAACAAGGAAUGCUUCUCUGGAUUCACCUCCCUUGAGAAGCUAAGUAUUCUUGAUUGCCCCGUGCUGAUAUCGUCCUUGGUGCGUGAAGACGAAAUCGAUGACCAGGCAAACGGAAGAUGGCUUCUCCCGUGUUCACUUGGCAUACUGGAUAUCCAUUUCCUUUCCCUAGAAACGCUGCAGCCCUGCUUUCCGGGAGAUCUGACCCGCCUCAAAGUACUAGAAUUGUCGGGAAAUGAUGCAUUGAAAUCUCUACAGCUGCAUUCCUGCACAGCACUGGAAGAGCUGACAAUUCGACAUUGUGAAUCGCUAGACGCACUAGAGGGCUUCCAAUCCCUCCGCAGUCUUAGGUAUUUGAAAGUAUUCGAAUGCCCAGGCUUACCUCGGUGUUUGAAGAGUCUAUCAACGCAGGGUUAUGACCUGUUCCCUCGAUUGGAAAGGCUUCGGAUCGGCGACCCGUCUUUUCUUACCACGCCAUUCUGCAAGCACCUCACCUCUCUCCAAUGCCUAAAGCUCGUGGACGAAUAUGAAGAUAAUUACGGCGCGACAGGACUAACAUGCGAGCAAGAGGCAGCACUUCAGCUCCUCACGUCCCUGCAAGAGCUCCAAUUUUUUGGUUGCUGGGAACUCUCGGAUCUUCCUGUGGGUCUACAUAGCCUUCUCUCUCUCAAGCGGUUGGAGAUCAUUGAUUGCCGGAGUAUCUUAAGGUUCUCUGAUUCUGCACAGGGUUUUGUUUCACUUGUAAACCUUGUCCUCGUUGCUCAAGUGCUCAUGUUGCUGAAUGCAUAA
Messenger RNA from Miscanthus lutarioriparius, 3513 nucleotides. Lineage: Eukaryota; Viridiplantae; Streptophyta; Magnoliopsida; Poales; Poaceae. The record is from the annotation of a GenBank genome assembly.